This is a messenger RNA of Leguminivora glycinivorella, 2952 nucleotides long. RefSeq lists its product as uncharacterized. NCBI's taxonomy places the organism in Eukaryota, Metazoa, Arthropoda, Insecta, Lepidoptera, Tortricidae. The transcript is spliced from 17 exons. The coding region runs from base 122 to 2809 and encodes 895 amino acids. The record is from RefSeq and is a predicted model, not a curated record.
UGGAAUACCUGGUGACCCUCGACUCUUUGUCAGUACUAAAUGAUGGGAACGAAGACUGUUAUCUCCAAGAGGGGCCGACAGGCUACGGAAGAGUGCGCCUCACUGGGAAGGAGGCUGAAAAAUGGGAGGAGUUUUGACGCCUGCAGGGUAUUUGUGUAGGGAUAAAGUGUUGGAGCGAUGGGUGGAGCUGAUUGCGCGUUGUGCGCACGCCCGCGGUGGUGGUGGCUCCCGUGUGCUCUGCGCAAGGGCGGCUGCGCGGGCGCACCCGUACAAGUACUGCUACUUAGAGAGGGCCUCUCCACCACAAGCCAUGGCCGAUCGCCGUCUGGCCAUCGUCGAAGGCGCAGCUUGGGUGAUGGUCCGUGUCGGUGCCAGCGAAGCCGAAGCAAAGCUUAUACUAGGAGCGAGGGUCUCUGGAGUCAGUGCGGCCGCUUAUACCUGCCGCGUGCCGCUUACAAGCCCCCUUGCGUUGCUACACUACACUGCUGCCAACCAGGGUUACUACACAACGGCAGUAGGCCCACCGUCAAACACAACGUGCGUUGAACGAGCAGCUACAUGGCAGCUUUGGCACCCAUCCUUAGAAGCAACCGUGGAUGCGCACUUCUCUGAAUUGUCUACCAUCGCGAGGAUAGCUGGAGCCAUCAACUCACUGCUGGAUAAGAUGAGAGAAGGGAUAUAUCAGGGUUCCCUCCGCGGUGUGAGCCGCUACAUGGCGCAGUGCGCGCUGCGCCGGCGCGUGGAUCGCUGCGCUGCGCACAGUCAGGCUGCUGCGCGAUUGAUUGCGCAAACUCAUGCGUCACAUCAUCUGCUGCUGGUUUUGGACUCGUUGUUAGCAGUAUGUGAACGAGGAACGACAGCAGGCUACGUGUACCCAGUAGAUCGAGCUGCCUUGGUGAGACGAGGAGCUCGUGGCACUGAUUGGGCCGCUGAUGCAGCGACGAUUCGACGGUGUCUCAUGGACUUGCACCGACUGCCUGGGUCCGAAGAAAUCCUACUCACACCCUCAGAGUCCCUGGAAUCGGUGCUGUUUUCUCGCUGGGAGCACUUGAACAGAGUUCCGAAGCCGACAACAGGAAUCCCGAGCUUCACAAGGCGUCAACUGAUGUACUUGUGGAGAGUCGCCAGCGAGCUGGUGGCUUGUAAGAACAUGGUGGUUUGUGAAAACCACAGCACAUUCCGUGCCAACUUGCUCCAAGCGACUUCUCAGCACGAAAUCAUAGAACAGCUGAUCCAUAUCCUAGCCAUCAUGCUUGACCAAGCACGAGACCUGUAUCUGAACAAUAUCGAGACCAGAAGUUUUGGAGAGUUCGACAGAGAUACUACCACUUACAGGUCAAAGAAAUGGAACAAGCUGAAGGACUACUACGACGCGUCUUCAGCGUGCUUGAUAGACGCCGUCAGACGGGACCCGGAGCUGCGGACAGAGAAUUUGGAAGAUGAGCUCAAUGUUAUGAGGAACGUGCUCAACUGGCUUUAUAAAGGAGUAAAGGACGACAAGAAAUACCUCAGCCCAGUUCUCAAGCCCUACCUCGACGCACUCUUCACCGGCUCCCUCGAAAACUCCUGGUUCCUCGAAGAGUUCGACGCCAAGAAGAGCGAAGCAGAAUUCCAAGGUCUCCAAGUGUACUGUACUGGUGUCCAUGAUGGGGUCAUUGAACCCUGUCUUGGGCUAUUGGGAGCAGCCAAGAAGCUGGCCUGGGCUAAGGCUAUGGUGGAUUUUGUGGACAGAUAUAAGCAUAUCGAAUUUCGUCUCGUUUUCCCAACUGGCGACGGCAUGGCAGUGUCGUAUCCAAUGAAACUGCCAAGCCGGAGAGAACACAGUGCGGCCAGAGAACUCACACUAAGCCGGAGGGAUAAGUGCGAAGCGAAGCUUCGGUUAGCCCGACGGAGUGUGCUUGGAGCCUUCACUACGGCUCUUGUGGGAGACAAGCGCACAAAACAGCAUAUAAGCUGGCAAGGCAGCUCUGACGAAAUCCUGGCCAGCGUGAAGAAAGGCAGCUAUUGGAGGAACAACACUAAACCUGAUGUUGUACCCUCCACCUCCGUCCAGGAUCUGUCUUCCAUAGAUACCCUUCCAAAAGCGCGCCGAAGGUCCCGUCGAAACCGACCAGCAACCGCCUACGGGUUUCCAGAAAUCUCCAUCACUAACCAAUCUGACACCAAAACUAUGCGGCGCAAGUACCAUACCCUGAGGAACCUGGUGUACUCCGAACCAGUGGAGAAUAUUAAGGAGUUAAGGAGAAGACCGAGGUCUGCUGGGUCUACUGUGCGGAAUAAGGAGGCGUUGAGUAGACCUGGUCUGAUGGAGACGCUGGAUUUUAUUAAUAGUGUGAAGGAUGCGCUCUGUGUUGAAGAAUCCGGCGCUUCAGACGCCGAAGACACAGGAUGGUCUCUAAACGACGAGUGGCUCGUGGGACAGACGGCGCCGCUAGCUAUGACCGCGACCGUUGCGGUUGCCGCGCGUUACACGCCGCGCUUGCUGACUUGCUGCCAGCGUUAUUGCUGCGACGACACUUUACUGUACUGCAGGAGCUUUGUUCAUGGCUUGGUGACUCCAGCGAGGGUGCCCUGUUCGCAUUACACCGGCUGGCCAGAGCAGCUCGUUCUAGAAGUAGCGAAAGGAUUGCCAAUUCCUGGAAGCUUCCAGAAAUCGAAGGAACGACAGAGGCUCCACAGACCUAUCGAGCAAGGCCUCCUGAUUAUAUGUCAGGGGAUGAAGCACCUCAGCCACCACCGCUGCCAAGACGAUCUAGCAGAGAUAAACAGUUCACAAAGCGCUACAGCGACUACCUCUCACCCAAACUAGAAGCCCUAGAGACCCACCUCACUCAACUGGAGCUAGCCUCUCGUCAGAAUAGCUAUACGGGCAUAAUCAACCCCGUAUACGACGGGAAGAUACGAGACAAGUUUGUGAAGAGGUCCAAGUCACUGGGACGGAGUUUCAGUAAG